Molecule: messenger RNA, 2256 nt
Organism: Mirounga angustirostris (Northern elephant seal)
Lineage: Eukaryota; Metazoa; Chordata; Mammalia; Carnivora; Phocidae
Product: COP9 signalosome complex subunit 9-like
Exons: 1
Coding region: 961-1131 (56 amino acids)
Biological process (GO): negative regulation of protein neddylation
Source: RefSeq, a predicted model, not a curated record
CUGCUCCAGCUGGCCAUUCGUGAGUGCAAAAGAAAAGUACCUGAGGAAAUGAAAAGUGCUACUUUAGUAAGCACAUGAUUGAUCAGAAAGCAAACAGCCUUGGUGCUGAUAUGGAGAAAAUUUCAGUGGUCUGGAUAGAAGUUCAAACCAGCCACAACAUUCUCUUAAGCCAAAGCCUGAUCCAGAGCCAGGCCCUGACUCUCUUCAAUUCUGUGAAGGCUGAGAGAGGUGGGGAAGCUGCAGAAGAAAAGCUGGAAGCUAGCAGAGGUGGGUUCAUGAGGUUUAAGGAAAGAAGCUGUCUUCAAGACAUUAAAAAAAAAUCACAAGGUGAAGCAGCAAGUGCUGAUGUAGAAGCUGCAGCCAGUGACCCAGAAGAUCUAGCUAAGGUCAUUCCUGAAGGACUUGAGCAACAGAUUUUCAAUAUAGAUGAAACAGCCUUCUACUGGAAGGAGAUGCCGUCUAGGACUUGGAAAACUGGCGAGAAGUCAUGCCUGGCUUCACAGCUUCAAAGCACAGGCUGACUCUCUUAUUAGGGGCGAAUGCAGUUGGUAACUAAGUUGAAGCCACUGCUCAUUGACCAUCCUGAAAAUCCUGGGGCUCGAAAGAAUUAUGCUAAAUCUACUCUGCCUGGGCUUUACACAUGGAAUAACAAAACCUGGAUUACAGCACAUCUGUUUACAACAUGGUCUACUGAAUAUUUUAAGCCCACUGCUGAGACCUACUUCUCAGAAAAAAGGGAUUCCUUUCAAAAUAUUCUGCUCACAAACAAUGCACCUGGUCACCCAGGAGCUCUGAUGGAGAUGGACAAUGAGAUUCAUGUUUUCAUGCCUGCUGACACAACAUCCAUUCUGCAGCCCAUGGAUCAAGGAGUCAUUGUGACUUUCAAGUCUUAUUACUUAAGAAAUAUUUUGUGAGGUGGGCCGGAAGUGGGCCGGGGAAGCGGGAGGCCCAGCGGGCAAGAUGAAGCGGGCAGUGGACGAGAUGUUCCCUGAGGGCGCCGGGCCCUACGUGGACCUGGACAAGGCAGGAGGCAGCACGGGGCUCCUGAUGGACUUGGCAGCCAAUGAGAAGGCAGUUCAUGCAGACUUUUUAAAUAAUUUUGAAGAUCUGUAUUGUGAUGAUAUCCAGUGAGAUGCUGUCCAGCAGUGCGUGUGGUCAUGUGUGUUACGAGGUGGUGUGGUGGAGUUCCUCAGAGGACAAUUUCAGAUAGUCCUAAAGAACUCAUGGAUGUUACUUGAAAUUAAGAGAUGGUUAACCAAGAAAGAGAAGGAUGGUUUUAACUAUCUGCAUGAGGCCCACUUAUCUCUGAAUGUGACCAACUUUUGUCCUUCAAUUAAAAAGCGAUGGCAUAGGGACGCCUGGGUGGCUCAGUCCGUUGGGCGUCUGCCUUCGGCUCAGGUCACGAUCCCAGGGUCCUGGUGAUCGAGUCCCGCAUUGGGCUCCCUGCUCUGCGGGGAGCCUGCUUCUCCCUCUGCCUCUGUCUCUCAUGAAUAAAUAAAUAAAAAAUCUUAAAAAAAAAAAAAAGCAGCGAUGUCAUAAAAAAAAAACACAACAUUUUGUAAGGCAAUAGCUGCCAUAGUGGUUCCUCUGAUGGAUCUGGGCAAAAUAAAUUGAAAACCUUUUGGGAGAGAUUCACUGUUCUAGAUACCAUUAAGAAUAUCUGUGAUUCAUGGGAGGAGGUCAAAAUAUGAACAUGUACAGGGGUUUGGAAGAAGCUGAUUCCAACCCUUGUAGAUGACUUUGAGGGGUUCAGGACAUCAGUGGAGGAAGUCACUGCAGAUGUGGUGGAAACAGCAAGAGAACUCGAAUUGGAGGUAAAGCCUGAGCAUGGGACUGAAUUGUGUGAUCUCAUGAUCAAACUGAAGGGAUGAGGAGCUGCUGCUUAUGAAUGAGCAGAGAAAGCGGUUUCUUGAGUUGGAAUCAACUCCUGGUGAAGAUGCUGUGAAGAUCGUUGUAAUGACAACAAAAGAUUUAGACUAUGACACAGACUUAGUUGAUAAAGCAGCAGCAGAGUUUGAGAAGCCUGACUCCAGUUCUGAAGGAAGUUCUACUGUGGGUAAAAUGCUAUCCAAAGGCAUCACAUAUUACAGAGAAAUUGUUCAUGAAAGGAAGAGUCAAUUGAUGCAGCAAACUUCAGUUUGUCUUAAGAAACUGCCACAGUCACCCCAGCCUUCAGCAACCAUGACCCUGAUCAGUCAGCAGCCAUGGACAUUGAGGCGAGACCCUCCACAGCAAAAAGAUUACACUUUGCUGAAA